GCCUGGGCGGUGGGAGCAGGGGCCGUGCGGCGGCCGGGGGCGGGCUGUGGCCCGGGAGCGAGACCCAGGACCCCGACCCAGAACCGUGACCGAGACCCCAGACUCCGCCCAGACUCUGGACUCAGACGCAGACCGAGACCCCAGACCCAGCCCGGACUCUGGAAGCCGACGCAGGCCGAGACCCCAGACCCGGCCCAGAUUCUGGACUCCGACCCAAACCCGUGGCCGAGACCCCAGACCCAACGCAGACCCCUGAUCAAGACCCCAGACCCGGCCCAGACUCCGGAUCCCGCCCCAAACCCCUGACCCGCCCCAGACUCCGGACCCAGACCCAAAGCCCUGGCCGAGACCCCAGACUCCGGACCCAGACACGAACCCCGGACGCAGACUCCGGACCCCAGUCCCCGGCCCAGAUCGCCCUCCCCCUCCCCCGCCCCGACCCGAGCGCCUUUGGGUUUGAAGCCCCAGCUCCGAGUUCCACGGUUUUCCUGCCUCUGGGAGUCCCGUCGCGAGGCUGUAAACAUCUUUCUCCUCUUGUUGUGUAGCCCUUGCUCACCCGGGUGUCUUGUUACUAAACCAGCUGUUCCCAUAAAGCCGGUAUUUUUGUUGUACCUGCGCUGCCCGCUGGCCACGUGCGGCAGUUGAGCUUCUGAAAUGUACAUGGCCCAGAGCAAGCACGCCGAGGCCCGCGAGCUCAUGUGCUCAGGAGCCCUGCUGUUCUUCAGCCACGGCCAGCAAAACAGUGCGGCUGAUUUGUCCAUGCUGGUCCUGGAGUCGCUGGAGAAGGCGGAGAUCGAGGUGGUCGAGGAGCUGCUGGAAAGUCUGGCCAAGCUGUUCAGUCUGAUGGAUCCCAACUCCCCGGAGCGAGUGGCGUUUGUGUCUCGAGCCCUGAAGUGGUCCAGUGGGGGGUCCGGGAAGCUGGGCCACCCCCGGCUCCACCAGCUGCUGGCCCUCACCCUGUGGAAAGAACAGAACUACUGCGAGUCCCGGUACCACUUCCUGCACUCCAGCGACGGGGAGGGCUGUGCCAACAUGCUGGUGGAGUACUCCACGGCCCGGGGCUUCCGCAGCGAGGUGGACAUGUUCGUGGCCCAGGCUGUCCUCCAGUUUCUCUGUUUAAAAAACAAAAGCAGCGCGUCAGUGGUGUUCACGACGUACACACGGAAACAUCCGUCCAUCGAGAGCGGCCCUCCCUUCGUGCAGCCCCUGCUCAACUUCAUCUGGUUUCUGCUGCUGGCCGUCGAUGGGGGGAAGCUGACGGUCUUCACGGUGCUGUGUGAGCAGUACCAGCCGUCCCUCCGGCGGGACCCCAUGUACAACGAGUACCUCGACAGGAUAGGACAGCUCUUCUUCGGCGUGCCGCCCAAGCAGACGUCUUCCUACGGAGGCUUGCUAGGGAACCUUCUGAGCAGCCUAAUGGGCUCCUCAGAGCAGGAGGGCGAGGACAGUCAGGACGACAGCAGCCCCAUUGAGCUCGACUGACGCCCGCGGACCUGCAGGACUCAGCCUGGACCGCGGCGGGUGCGGCUCCCGACGCAGGUCCAGACCUCGGGCUCCGGCCGAGGCCGAGGGGCCGCACGUUGGGUGUUGUGGGGCUGCCGGGGCCGUGCUGGCCAGGCCGCCGUGUACCUUGAGAUGACCCCAAUAAAAAGCACAGGCCCUGCCGCGCCUCCUCUCCCGGC
Messenger RNA from Mesoplodon densirostris (Blainville's beaked whale), 1682 nucleotides. It is a transcript of the gene GET4, whose product is annotated as guided entry of tail-anchored proteins factor 4. The record is from RefSeq and is a predicted model, not a curated record. NCBI's taxonomy places the organism in Eukaryota, Metazoa, Chordata, Mammalia, Artiodactyla, Ziphiidae. Gene Ontology annotation, biological process: protein insertion into ER membrane. Bases 655 to 1482 code for a protein of 275 amino acids. Gene Ontology annotation, cellular component: cytosol; BAT3 complex. The transcript is spliced from 9 exons. Gene Ontology annotation, molecular function: protein binding.